Messenger RNA from Enterobius vermicularis (human pinworm), 1260 nucleotides. Lineage: Eukaryota; Metazoa; Nematoda; Chromadorea; Rhabditida; Oxyuridae. The record is from the annotation of a GenBank genome assembly.
AUGGAUAGACUUGCUUAUUAUCAGCCAGGGGAAUGUCUUGAAGAUAUUUUAAUUCAAAGUGGUCAUGUUGGGAUAUUUGAUGGAGAUGCCAAGCAGACUGGCUACGAGCAGGGAACGCUUUCACUAACUUUACAUCGGGUAAUAUGGGCAGAUUCUAAUGAUCCUGAUUGCCGCUUAGUCCUUCAUCAUUCUUUGGUCACGAAAAUUGAGCGCCAUCACAGGUCUAUGUUUCGUCGGGGAGGGAAGAUUGUUGUUUAUUUGAAUCCAAAACCACCAGGUCGAUUUACCAGCCCUGUAGCUUCAAGCCCUAACAAUUUUAUUCGUUUCGUUUUUCAAAGUGGCGGGGAAGAUGACUUUUUUGAAAAAUACAAUGAUGCUCUUGCACGACAAACGUGGCGGGAAACUAUGUCAAGCUCCACGUCUAGCUCUCUAGGAGUUGGCUUUAAACUUUUUCCUUGUCCAAGCAUGCACUUGAAUAGUUAUUUUUCGAGUUUUUUCUGGUUUUACCAGUUCUAUUUACAGUCACGCAGUAGUGGUGGCAUAGUAACUAGUCGAGCUGUAGGAAUAUCUGGCAUAGAAAGGCGGUAUGCAGAAAACCAUCGAAGAACUCACGAAAGUAUUAGUAUGGCUUUCGAGGAUAUGAGUAGAUUAAUGGAAUCUGCUCGCGAUAUGGUUGCUUUAUCAAAAAAUAUUACAGAGAAAGUUCGAAGUCGUAAAGGAGAAAUAAGUGACGACGAGACAGUUCGUUUUAAAUCCUAUUUAUUGAGUCUUGGAGUCAGUGACCCCGUAACAAAAGCAACGUUUGGAAGUGGUGCAAAGUAUUAUUCAAAGCUCGCCGAGGAAUUGUCUUCUAUACUUGUUGAACCGCUGAAGGAGUGCGGUGGUAUGAUGACGAUGCCAGAAGCGUAUUGUCGAGUCAAUCGGGCUCGUGGUUUGGAACUGAUAUCGCCUGAGGACCUUUUGAAUGCUUGUCAAGCACUUCAUACGCUUCCCUUACCAAUAACGAUGCAUCGUUUUCCAAGCGGUGUCAUAGUUUUACAGUUACGCGAAAUGAGCGUUGAAACGACAAUUGAUAGUACCGCAGAAUUUGUCGCCGCGAUGGGUUCCUGUAGUGCUAAAGACCUUGCUGACAGCCUCGGAAUUACAGUUGUGCUUGCGAAAGAACGAUUACUGGCUGCUGAAGAACAGGCGAGGCUGUGUCGAGAUGACAGUAUGGAAGGGUUGAAGUUUUUUCCAAACAAAUUUUUGUCAGUCACUUGA